Lentinula edodes (shiitake mushroom) is the source of this 774-nucleotide messenger RNA. RefSeq lists its product as uncharacterized. Gene Ontology annotation, biological process: plasma membrane lactate transport. The transcript is spliced from 3 exons. Lineage: Eukaryota; Fungi; Basidiomycota; Agaricomycetes; Agaricales; Omphalotaceae. The record is from RefSeq and is a predicted model, not a curated record. Bases 106 to 519 code for a protein of 137 amino acids. Gene Ontology annotation, molecular function: secondary active monocarboxylate transmembrane transporter activity. Gene Ontology annotation, cellular component: plasma membrane.
AUAUAGUAGUACUAAAUGUUCGGCCCUUGCCGCUUGCGGCCUUACCCCCAGUCAUUUUGGAUUUUCCAAAAGUGAACUGCAAAUAUUUCGCUGUUUGUUAAUCAGAUGGCGAUCCACCUUGCGGAAAUGUCGCCUCCUGCUUUCAGAGCAACAUUCCCUGGUGUAGUGUACCAAGUGGGUAAUAUGGCAUCCAGCGCAAGUGCACAGAUUGAGGCCAUUGGCGGAAACAACCUCAAAACCACUAUUUCCGUCCCCGAUAGCAUGACAAAUCCCACAGGGCAGGAAGUCGUUCCCGACUAUGGGAGAGUACAAGGUAUACUAAUUGGAUGUGUUGCAGCGUUCACAAUCAUUGUGACUGCCGUUGGUCCUGAACAUCACGGGUACGAGUUCGAGAAGCACCGGGUAGCCUUUGAAGAGGGUGUAGCAGAUAAUGAUGCGGUGCUGACUGAAGAGGUACCAGAGGAGAUGGACGAAGCUUUCGCAGGAAAAGAUGAUGCCAUAAUGGUCGGAAAUGUUUAAGUCUCGAGUUCGAGAUGGCUGUUGAACUGUUCAGCUUUGAAGAAUAUUUUUCAAACCCACCGCACGACUUCGUCGAUAUCUAUGUAUAAGGAGAUACAUGGCUUGCAUAUUCGGCCGUUCCCGAACUCGUUGAAACUGAUAACCCUCCCAUGUUCUGAUGACUGCAUAUUUCAGUACUUGAGUGUAAAGAUAGGUGGUUAUAGUCCUAAUCUCAGUUCAAAUUGGCCUUAGUAAAUAAAGCAGUACGCGUUUCGU